Messenger RNA from Protopolystoma xenopodis, 519 nucleotides. The record is from the annotation of a GenBank genome assembly. NCBI's taxonomy places the organism in Eukaryota, Metazoa, Platyhelminthes, Monogenea, Polystomatidea, Polystomatidae.
AUGAUGAAAUCGGUCUGGCAAAGUAGCUUCCUCCUUUUAAGCAUUGGACGAGUCAAUUCCCAAUUGCACACAUGCGUGAGUGUUCCUUUGACCAUGGAUUUGUCUGCACAAUCGCAUACAUGCGUCCUGUCCCAGGAAGGCUGGAAUCGCCUCGAGGACAUACAGCACACAGAAUGCUCGAGCUACAGUGACCAUUCGAGAUUGACUACCGACAGACAUGACCAUACUAUUUUAGACUCCUCAAAGAUCGCCAAGCAUGUGCCUCCUUUCGACAUGAAGGUUACGUUAACCCUUAAAGGGCAGAUGCUCAAUGCAACGAAGUGUGCCGGCAUUCGCUCCGUGUCGACUGUCGGUUGGAAGCCCAACUUUUCCCGGCUUCAUGUCAUUCACCCUCCCCUCACUUCACAUCUGAAUGGUGCUUCUAGUUCCCUUGGGUUCCAAUCGAUUGCGUCCGAUAGUGUCGGCAGAAGCGCUGUAGACGUGGGACUUUUGCUGCUUUCUGCCGUUGUCACGGCGUGA